AUGCAUGACUUUGAACAGAAUUAUCAAUCAAAUGAAGAGAAUAUUGGUGGGAGUAAGCAUAGAGCUUGUAAUGGGCUAACUGUACAGGGGAGGCAAGAUCCUCCUAUACAAAUGUCAGGACGCACAGUGAAAAGUAGCAUUCCACCAAAUCUACCAAAUGGUUCACUGGUCGCAUCUUCAAACCAUCUGGACUCAAACCAAAACUCCUGUUCAUCUUCUUCAACAAGACAAGGUUUUCCACGUCAAAUUACUGAUUACAGAGCAAUCAUUAAUCAAGAAACACGUUUACCCUUAGAAGAAAAUCAUCCUUCAGAAGAAGAACGUUUAUUAAAGCCAUUAGGUGGUUAUUUAGGCUAUACAGGUGAAUGGCGAAGUUUAGCUUUAACAAUUUCACGUGAUAUAUUCCUUCAAAAUCCAAAUGUUCGAUGGGAUGAUAUAAUCGGUUUAAGUUCUGCUAAACGUCUUGUAAAAGAAGCAGUGGUUUAUCCAAUAAAAUACCCUCAGUUGUUUGCAGGAAUAUUAUCACCUUGGAAAGGAUUGCUACUCUAUGGACCUCCAGGCACAGGAAAGACUUUACUUGCUAAAGCUGUUGCGACUGAAUGUAAAACAACAUUUUUUAAUAUUUCUGCAUCGACAAUUGUUAGUAAAUGGAGAGGUGAUUCUGAGAAAUUGGUUCGUGUACUUUUUGAAUUAGCUAGAUUUCACGCUCCUUCAACCAUAUUCUUAGAUGAGUUGGAUUCGUUAAUGUCACAAAGAGGUUCCAUAUCAGGUUAUAGUUCUUCUAGUGGAGGGAAUUCAAAUCUGUCAUUUGGAAAUGAACAUGAAGGAUCACGUAGAAUGAAGACAGAAUUACUAAUGCAAAUGGAUGGUCUAGCAAAAUCUGAUGAUCUUGUCUUUUUACUGGCUGCUUCUAAUUUACCAUGGGAAUUAGAUCAUGCAAUGCUUCGUCGAUUAGAGAAAAGAAUUCUAGUUGAUUUACCAAAUAAAGAGGCACGAAUGCAUAUGUUUGAAUCAUUUUUGCCACCGGUUAUUGGACAUGGUACAUCAGGUGGAUUACAAUUAAAAUGUUUUCUGGAUUAUGAUGUAGCCGCGGAAUUAACUGAAGGUUACUCUGGUUCAGAUAUACGUCUAGUGUGUAAAGAAGCAGCGAUGCGUGUUGUUAGGAAAAUAUUUGACGUCUUGGAAAAUUGUUCUAGUGAAAAUCUACCCAAAACACAAAUUCAUGUUGAUCCAAUCACAACUGAAGAUGUGAAAGCUGCCAUCUCAUCGACAAUGCCUUCAGCUAGACAAUUGGCAGGAAAAUAUCUAGAAUGGCAACAACAGUUUGGUUCUUCUUAA
This is a messenger RNA of Schistosoma turkestanicum, 1338 nucleotides long. The record is from the annotation of a GenBank genome assembly. Lineage: Eukaryota; Metazoa; Platyhelminthes; Trematoda; Strigeidida; Schistosomatidae.